This is a messenger RNA of Pseudogymnoascus verrucosus, 3471 nucleotides long. RefSeq names its product RNA helicase (gene DHR2). NCBI's taxonomy places the organism in Eukaryota, Fungi, Ascomycota, Leotiomycetes, Thelebolales, Thelebolaceae. Bases 453 to 3464 code for a protein of 1003 amino acids. The transcript has a single exon. The record is from RefSeq and is a predicted model, not a curated record. Gene Ontology annotation, molecular function: ATP binding; RNA binding. Gene Ontology annotation, cellular component: intracellular anatomical structure; catalytic step 2 spliceosome.
AUUUAAUUUAUUUAAUUCAUUAUUUUACAGCACAUAUCGCCAAUCCCCCCACCAAAAUUCACUUUCUAGGUAUUCCCUGGAGAUAGAAGCUCUCCAACCAAUCUAGGUCUAGGAACAACGCUAUCCCGAUAAGCGAACCCCAACUUCUACGAUAACGCCUAUCACGAAAAAAUUAAUAAAUUCGCAGCCCGCUCAAGCUAUCCAGCAGCAUCCAAACGCUUUCCACUUUCAAAACCCUUUGCGCGCACAAAGGGACGGAAAGCUUUUGUGGAUUGCUAUUUGCGCCCACCUACCAAUUCCGGCAAGGCGAAUUUAUAUACAGCGCCCUCGCGACUUCCUCGACAUCUCCACGCGAGACGAAACACACGAGACGAAACACACGAGACGAAAUCCGAGGGGUGAAACUGAGGAUAAAAGAUAAGGCUGACAGCUACGAGACUGCCAUAGCAAACAUGUCCGAAUCUUUCCAAGAGCCGAAUUUGAAGAAGAGGAGCAUAGGUGCGAAUGGAGAGAAGGGACGGGUAGGGGAUAGCGGGGACGAGAAGAGGCGGCGGUUGGUGGGGGAGGACGGCGCGGUUAAUGGGAAUGGGGCGAAGAAGAUUUCGUUUGGGGAUAACGGUGGGGGAGGGGCUGUGAAUGGGAACGGGGCGAAAAAGACUUCGUUUGCUGAACCUACUGCUGUCAAUGGGAAUGGCGCAAAGAAGACUUCGUUUGCGGAGCCUGCUGUCAAUGGGAAUGGCGCGAAGAAGACUUCAUUUGCCGAAUCUCCUGUCAAUGGAAAUGGCGCGAUGAAGAUCUCUUUAGCGGAACCAGCAUCACCGGCCUCUAGCAGUGUCAGUGGAGGGAAGAAGACAUCAACGGAGGGAGCAGUGAAACUCGCGACAGCCCAAGUAAAUGGGAUCAAGAAGGCUGCGGCAGCUGAAUCUGCAACUUCAAACGACGCCCCCAAACCAUCACCCUUCGGCAAGAAACAAAAACCUACCGGUCUCGCCAACGGCGCCGCAGGGAGCCUACGCCCAAGCCAGCGCCUUCUCGACGAGAAAGAAAAGAAGAUCUUCCAAGAGCGACGCAAGCUCCCCAUCUGGCUGUCGGGGCCCGACAUCAAAUACGGACUCCGAUACAAAGGCAACAUUAUGCUCCUCGCCGGUGAAACCGGAAGCGGAAAAUCCACACAGGUCCCUCAAUUCCUGAUGAAUGAGCCUUGGAUGGUGCGCAAGAGCGUGGUCAUCAAGGGGGAGGAUGGGGAGGACAAGAGUGUCGCUGUGGGGGGUAUGAUUGCGAUUACCGAACCCCGACGAGUUGCUGCGAUUUCGCUGGCGCAGAGAGUGGCGGUAGAGACGGGGUCGUAUUUGGGCCCGCAUUGUAAUGAGAGGGAUAGGGUUGGGUAUGCGGUGAGGUUUGAGUCAAACGUGCCGAAGGGAGCGAAGAUUAAGUUUCUUACUGAGGGGAUGUUGUUGCAGGAGCUGCUGCGGGAUCGGCAUCUGAGGAAGUAUAGUUGUGUUGUUGUUGAUGAGGUUCACGAGAGGAGUGUGGAUGUGGAUCUUUUGCUGGGAUUUUUGAAGAAUAUCCUUACUGGAGAUUUGAGCGGGAGAGGUGGAAUCCCAUUGAAGGUUGUUAUUAUGUCGGCGACGGCAGAUAUCGAGAAGCUGCAGGAGUAUUUCACGAUUCCGGAAGCACUUCCUGCGCCCGCAACCACAAAUGGCGGUGGUAAACAGCGCAAGACGAAUGGAGUCAAGCCAACAGGCCUCAUCAAGGAGUGGAUUGCUACAACCUCUCCCCCACCAGAAGCUAUCUUAGACGGCGACGAUGAUGAAGGACACCCAGCCACGGAAUCAAGACGCUCCUCAGCAUCCUCCUACUCCUCCUGGUCCGGCCUCAGCGACACCAUCAAAGGCAGCUCGUCCUCCGCUGCUUCCGCCGCCGCUUCCCCCGCCAGCUCAACUCCCACCUCCUCACCUGCCGACAAUCUCGACACCACCGUCGCCGUCCCCUCAAAACCCGCCCUCGACAUCUUCGAUCUGAAGGGCAAAAACAACACAAUAACCUACCGCAUCUCCGGCCGCCAACACCCCGUCUCAACCCUCUACGUCCCCGCCGCCCUCCCUGACCUACUCGAAGCCUCCUUCCGCACGAUCUUCCACAUCCACACUACUGAGCCCAUGCCAGGCGACAUCCUCGUCUUCCUCAGCGGACAGGAUGAAAUUGAAUCUCUGCUCGCGCGCGUCGUCGCGCAGGCUGAGCAGUUGGUGAAGUCCUUCCCGCGAUUGGAAUGUACGCCGCUGUUUGGGCAAUUGAGUAUCGAGAAGCAGCAACUCGCUUUCGCGCGCCCGCUAGCUAAGAAUGCGAGGAAGUGCAUUUUGGCUACUAACAUCGCCGAGACUUCUAUUACAGUCCCAGGUGUACGCUACGUCAUUGAUACGGGGAAGGCGAAGGUUAAGGAGUACCGCCCACACUUGGGCCUACAAUCUCUCCUCGCCAAACCAAUCUCGCAAUCCUCCGCCAUCCAACGCCGCGGUCGUGCUGGUCGUGAAGCCCCUGGAAAAGUCUGGCGUCUCUACACCGAGGAACAAUACAACGCUCUCAGCUCCGUUGAACGCCCCGAGAUUCUGCGCGCGGAUGUCGUGGAGGCGGUGCUGAAGAUGAAAGCUAGAGGCAUCGACGAUAUUUUCAGCUUUCCCCUCCUCUCGCCCCCGCCAAGGGACGCGAUGCUGAAGGCCUUGACACAUUUAAAUACCAUUGGCGCCCUCUCUUCUACAGGGGAGCUGAAUGAGACCGGAAGGACAAUGGCACAGUUUCCACUUUCGCCGAACUACGCCCGCGUCUUAGUAGCAGCCUCGCGCACCUCCCCCGCCUGUCUCCUCGCCGCCAUCGACGCGAUUGCGGUGUUGAGUGGGGAUGAUAUAUUCAUCCAGCCCACCUCUGAAGAAGCACGUCUCGCGGCCGAAGACGCGCGUAAAGACCUGUUAAGGCGCGAAGGCGACGUCCUCACACAGCUCACGACGAUGCAGAAGUAUGUCCGCGAGGCGGCGGGGGAGAGGAAGAGGUGGUGUGGUGUUCGGGGUGUGAAUGCCAGGCAUAUGGAGACGGGGAUGUCCGUCCGUCGACAACUUCGCUCAGCGUGCGUGAGCGCAGGUCUGGUCAGCAGCACGGAUAUUUCCGAGCUCGAUGACGCGGCGGAGGGGGAAUUUAUUCCAAUGUCCGAAGAGGCCGGAGAAGAGCUGCUCAAGUGCUUUUUGAAAGCGUUUGUGAGCCGCACGGCCGUCCUCGGCGCCGACGGAGCGUAUAGAACGGUCAGGGGUAAACACGUGGUGAUUGUGCAUCCGAGUAGCGUUAUGUUUGGACGGAAGAGGGAAGCAGUCAUGUUUCUGGAACACGUUUUUACGAAUAAGAAUUAUGCCAAGAAGUGUUCAGGGGUGCAGGCGGAUUGGAUUGCUGAGGUGUUGGCGGGAGAGGGAGAGGAGUGAGUGAGGG